Penicillium salamii is the source of this 2379-nucleotide messenger RNA. Lineage: Eukaryota; Fungi; Ascomycota; Eurotiomycetes; Eurotiales; Aspergillaceae. The record is from the annotation of a GenBank genome assembly.
AUGGAGAGAAGACCCCGACUGCGUGUGAGUGAUCCCUGCGCAGCGCCGUUCCCGAUACCUGCGAUAGAAUCUGACAAUCUCCCUGGUUUUGCAGUACCGUGGAACCCUCAGGCCUCAUUGGUACCCCAUUCAACAGCUCCCCUCGCAUGUCGAGUCUCAGUCCCUCCGCUAGCCUCGGUAGCUCCACAAUCCCUUCAUCCCCAAGCACUCCGAGAACUGUCAUCCGACGCACAGGAAGCGGCAAUACUGGAAGAUUUAUUAUUUGUGUUCAUGGGCUUUGAGGGCCAAUAUGUCCACUAUGCCAGCUCCUACGAUCCAUCGGUUGAGAAAGACCGACUUACAGGCCCGGUAUUCCAAAUCGCGCCAGGCCUGGACCCGACCUUGCGAGAUCUUACACAGUCCAUGUUGAAGAUGGCGACACACUACAGCGCCAUGGAAGCUUUUGUUGAAAUCCAGAGUCGAGCCGAGUGCGGUGCCGUUAGCCAUUCGCUGUGCGCAUCUAUUCGAAAGCUUCUCAAAGACUACCUGAUUCUCAUUGCUCAGCUUGAAGGUCAGCUGUUGAACAACCCUACAUUUACACUACACCUCCUUCACCUCCACACGAUGCCAACUAGCCAAUGCUUGGCUCAAUUAUAUUCCAUGGGUCAGGAGUUGUUGCUUAAGAAUGGUCUCUUGGAUGAAGAAAUCGAAGAGUCUAUUGAUGAUUUUGAUGAAGAUGUUGAUAAUAUUCUCGAACAGCUGAAAGAGGGAGGGGACCUAGUACCUGGGUCUAUGACGAGGAAGAAAAUGUGCAAAGGAGGAAAUAUUCUGGGGUUACUAACGGGACGCCUGGCUUCAUUUUCUGGAGAUCCCACCACAAAGAGCUUACUCCAGACCCUACUACGGGAUGCAAGUCGGCCGUAUAUGACGAUGUUGAACGAAUGGCUGCAUCACGGUGGUAUCAGAGACCCCCAUGCCGAGUUUCUGGUGAAAGAGCAAAAGUGGAUCAGACGCGAGAAGCUCGAAGAAGAUUACACAGAUGAAUAUUGGGAGAAGCGGUAUACCAUUCGCGAGAAUGAGGUACCACCCCAAUUGAGAAGCGUUCAAGACAAGGUCCUCUUAGCAGGGAAGUACUUGAAUGUUGUCCGUGAAUGUGGAGGCGUGGAUGUCAGCAAAGAAGUCAUGGAUGUGCCACAGACACUGGACGACCCUCGAUUCUUGGACAACGUCAACUCCGCCUACACAUACGCCAACGCUUCCUUAUUGAAUCUUCUGGUCACCAAAAACUCUCUUACCACCCGCUUCCGCUCCUUGAAACAUUACUUUUUCCUGGAUCGCUCCGAUUUCUUCUCAUAUUUCCUCGAACUCAGUGCAUCGGAGCUACGAAAGCCAGCGCGAGCUGUCAACGAGGGCAAACUCCAAUCGUUGUUAGACAUUGUGCUACGACAGCCUGGCAGUGUUGCAGCAUUAGAUCCAUUCAAGGAAGAUGUGAAAGUCAAGAUGAACAAGAUCGGUCUCACAAAGUGGUUGAUGCAAGUUGUCAACGUCUCAGGUGUCAACCAAGACGGCCCAGAAGCAGAGAAGCAACACGCAUCCGGCGACGAGGACAAGGAUAUUGUAGGAUUCGAUGCGCUUGAGCUUGACUACCAAGUCCCGUUCCCUCUGUCCCUUGUCAUCAGUCGCAAAACCGUGCUACGUUACCAAUUAAUCUUCCGCCAUCUCCUCUCGCUGCGCCAUCUAGAGACGUUGCUGGUCACAUCCUGGGCGGAUCAGAAUAAGACCACCAGCUGGCGACACAAGUCUUCUGAUCGUCGGUUGGAAAUCUGGAAACGUCGCGCGUGGAAUCUGCGCGCGAAGAUGCUGGUCUUUGUUCAACAACUUUUGUACUUUUGUACAGCGGAGGUGAUUGAGCCCAAUUGGGUGGGUCUGAUGGACCGUGUCAAUAGCGUGGAUGCAGAUGCAUCUCCGGUCGAGGAAAGCGAUAUGAAGCCCGUCAAUCGAACUGUUGAUGAGCUGAUGCAGGAUCAUGUGGAUUUCUUAGAUACCUGUCUGAAGGAGUGCAUGCUUACCCAAGCGAAACUGUUGAAGAUUCAUUCCAAGCUGGUCACUUGUUGUACUAUGUUUGCAUCCUGGACUGCAGCAUCACUAUCACGGGCAUUGGCAUCAGCCGAUCCCGACUUGGCCACAGGCAAAGUUCACGGUGCCGAUGCCCGGGGAUAUGAUCCAACCCGUAUUGGAAAGCUCGAAGAUACGCUCAAGCGAUACGAGGACCAUUUCUCGCGCCAUCUCCGCAUUCUGAUGGACAGCCUGAAUUACUUCGCCGCCACUGAAAGCGUGGUUCUACUGAAGCUCGCGCAUUCUCUGACAGCGAUCAGCAGAGAAGAAAGCAAAGAAGACUGA